AGAGAGAGAGCCAUGGCCAGGGUAACAACAUGGUUGGCAUUGGUGAAUUCCUCACACAUUCUAGAAUGAGGUUUGGAGUUCCAAACACAGGCCUGGAACAGGAAGCAAGGCUAUCUCCCACAUCACAGAUCCGUAAGACAAGUCACACUCCUCUCCAUUUCCUGUGCACUCUCCGCUGGACUAAUGUUAAUUGAGGUAUUCAUGUCAGUGGCUGGAACAUGCUGAGUGAAGGCUUCCUGACUACACUACAGUACAGCGGGGAGAGUGUGGAGUCCCCUGCCACUGCUGCUGCGGCUGCUGCCACCGCACAGCUCAAAAGCAGCACAACAGCGCCCCCUGCUGAGACCAGCUUUACACGCUCCCCUUUAACACCAAGAUCUGCCAGAGCAGGGAAACAGAAAGCUCCAGGAGGACAUCGGCCCAGGUCCGGCCUGGUAGGCAUACCUGGCUCCGCAGGCUCCACCACCCUUCCCCUGGCCCAUCUCCAUGGAGCCGGCGCAGGGACCAGCAUGGACGAGUACUGGGGCCUGGAGCUCUACCGCUCCUGGUGCUGCCCCAGCGUCUGCAAGGUCUACCCGGACAUGCAGCUGAGGGGCGACCAGCUGGGCGACCGCAGUUCCAACAGCCCCCACUGGGUGGCAGCACCGCCAGAGGACUGGCAGCCCGUGCUCCACUCGCAGGACCUGGUGGACAUGGAAGAAGAGGCCCCUGGGGAUUCUCUGCCUUGGCUGGGGGGCAACCAACCACCUCAACACCCACAUCCUCACCACCACCACCACCACCACCAUGAUGAUGGCUACAUGGAGAUGGACACCAGCCUGCCGGGGCUGGACUCCAUGAGGGAGCUGGACUCCAUGAGGGGGCUGGACAGGCUGUCCAACUCCAUGCUGAACGGCUACCUGGAGACCAAGCUGCUGGAAGUGUACCGGCAGCACCUCCAGGACAGCCUGGCGCGCGGCGCCGACGCCUCCGUGAGCCCGGGCAUGGUGGUGGUGCCCACUGUGGUGGUGGACAGCCCUGUGGCGGCAGCGGGGGUGCCCAGCAGAGGGCAGUGGGGGGUCGAUGGGGAUAGGCCCACCACCUCAGACUCCAUUCACUACCUCAGCACCUGCGGCCUGAGGUCAAACUCCCACUUCAGCUCUCCCGAGCUCAGGAUCUCUGACGUUCAGUCUGAUCAUGUGAAGGACGAGCAAAACCAACAAUGAAAAUAUGACCUUUUCUCUUGCUUAAGCCUUGUGCUACCAUGACACACAGUAAAAGAAAAUACUAUGUCAAUGUAACUUUUUAAAAGAUAUUUGUGUGGCUUUUUGGACUGCGAGAGAGGGACAGGAAAUGAGUGGGGAGAGAAUUGGGGAAGGAGUGGCCAAUGAGCCAGGACAGAAUUGAACCUGGGUUGCCGGUGUGGUGGCACAGUGCCCUAACGCAGACCCCCACAGUAACAACAAUUCUGUUGUGCGCUCUGUUGUGUGUUCUGUUCAUUUUUGUUGUACAGAGCUGUGUUAUAAUGUCAAUGGUAAGUUCCCAGGUGCGCUUACAUUAUUAAUUGAUGAUUAUUAUUACUAUUAUUAUUAAUCUGACCUCAUACCAUAACAUAAGCAGUUGAAUGUAAGACAGUAUUUCAACAUGAUUCUGUGUCGGGGCUCGAACUCGCCAUUAUCAGGCUCAAGGCCAACAGCUUAACUGCUAGUCCAUUAUUGCGCAAGCUGAUGCUGCUGAGAUCCUCAGUGUCAAAUGGCCUCUACAGUUCCAAUUUACACUGUUCAAAGACUUUGUGUUAGUUUCCCAGCUCUGCUAAAAAAAUAAGUGUGCAUUCCAAUAUGCGGCCUCCGAUCCUCCACUUGUGCUUGUGGCCUCACUCCGCCUCCUGGCCCCACCUCCAUGGAGAGAACAAUAAAGUUUCCCCGCUGUCUGCCUAGCCACAACAACUUUUGGGGGACUGUUUUUCAUCCACCAUCCGAAUUGCAAAUGAGAAAAUGGCAUAGGAAUUGUGCUUUUGCAAGAUGUUUAAUUAAUUUUCUGUCGUCUGUGACAUCAACAUGAGGUCACAAGCAGGCAAGUAAGCAAGGGAGGACGGAAGUCUGCUUAUUCGAAUGUACUCUCUGUGUCAACCUGUGUUGUUUGUCAUUUGACUUGCAAUUAAAAAUGCAAAUAUCUAUAAUUGAAA
Engraulis encrasicolus (European anchovy) is the source of this 2164-nucleotide messenger RNA. RefSeq lists its product as uncharacterized. Gene Ontology annotation, biological process: regulation of toll-like receptor signaling pathway. The record is from RefSeq and is a predicted model, not a curated record. The transcript is spliced from 3 exons. Lineage: Eukaryota; Metazoa; Chordata; Actinopteri; Clupeiformes; Engraulidae. Bases 219 to 1205 code for a protein of 328 amino acids.